UGUUAAGAGUAUAAAUUACACUCUUCCCUCUCUAAUUUCAAAUUCUUGAUUAGCCUUCAUAUAGUGUCACUCAAAGUUCGAAGAGCUGGAAGAAGUAGAAGAAAGACUCGUUUCACUGGUUCAAAAAUGUCCAAAUCUGAGAAUCCUUCAACAAAUCCAUGGCCAUAUCAUCACUCAUUCGUUUCUUCCAUCUUCAGCAAUCUCCUUCAUUCUCUCAAAAGUUCUCACUUUUGCAGCUCUUUCACCCAAUGGCAGCCUCAAUUACGCCAAACGGGUCCUUACCCAAAUCCCAAAUCCUAGUAUAUUUUCAUAUAAUUCUCUCAUUAGAGGUUUUCUUGAAUCCCAUACCGCUUCUAACGAACCCCUUUUCAUAUUCAAGAAAUUGGUCAAGAGAAACUACCCGAAAACGAAUAGUUUCACUUUGGCGUUUGUGUUGAAGUCGUGUUCUAUUUUGGCGGCGUUUGAUGAGGGGCAACAAGUGCAUAAGCAUGUUGUUCAAUCUGGGUUUGGAUCGAGUCCCUUUGUUCAGACUUCGUUGUUGAAUUUAUAUGCGAAAUGUGAGGAAAUUGGGUUGGCGGAGAAAGUGUUUGAUGAAAUUCCUGAAAGAAAUGUGGUUGCUUGGAGUGCAAUGAUUAGUGGGUAUUCAAGACUUGGGAUGGUUAAUGAGUCUUUUAGUUUGUUUAGGGAAAUGCAGAAGACGGGUGUUUUGCCUGAUAAGGUGACAAUGGUGAGUGUGAUUUCGGCGUGUGCUAUGUCUGGGGCGUUAGAUUUGGGGAGGUGGGUGCACUCGUAUAUCAACAAGCAAUCGAUUGAGAAUGAUCUUGAGCUUAGUACUGCGCUUGUUAAUAUGUAUGCAAAGUGUGGAUACAUUGAAAAGGCAAUUGAAGUGUUCGAAGCAAUGCCUUUUAAAGAUGCCAAGGCUUGGAGCUCAAUGAUAGUUGGCUUGGCAGUAAAUGGGCUCGCGGAAUAUGCACUGGUGACCUUUUCCAGGAUGAACAAAGCCAAGGUAGAACCUAACCAUGUGACACUAGUUGGGGUUCUUAUGGCAUGUGCUCAUAGUGGACUAGUUUCUGAAGGGAAAAGGUAUUGGGCAGACAUGAUUGAGUCUGGGAUUGAGCCAUCUUUAGAGCACUAUGGCUGCAUGGUAGAUUUGUUGAGCCGUUCAAAUUUAAUUGAUGAAGCUUAUUCGUUUGUCGAAUCCAUGCCACUUGCCCCGUGUCCAGCAAUAUUGCGUACAUUACUUGUUGGGUGCAAAAAGAACAAAAUCUUGGACAAAGGUGAAAUUCUAGGUCAGCAUCUAAUUGAAUUAGAACCGUGGAAUGCAGAGAACUAUAUCCUACUCUCUAGUCUGUAUGCAUCAGUAUCAGACUGGGAAAAAAUGCGGUACGUGAGGAAACAGAUGAAAGACAAAGGUAUUAAGGCUAUGCCAGGAUGCAGUUCCAUUGAAGUUGACGGUUUUGUGCACGAGUUUGUGAUGGGUGAUUGGUCACACCCUGAAGCAGAGGAGAUCAAAGAGUUCCUAAGGGAUAUAUCUCAAAGGGUAUACUCUGCAGGACAUGAACCUUGGAUUGCUCCUAUUCUGCACAAUGUGAGUGACGCAGAGAAGGAAAUUGCACUUUGUGAGCACAGUGAAAGGUUAGCUAUUGCUUUUGGACUUUUGAAGACAAAAGCACCUGCAGUGAUUAGGAUAGUGAAGAACCUCAGGGUCUGUAGGGAUUGCCAUGAAGUGACAAAGAUAAUUAGUAGAAUAUACAACAGGGAGAUAAUUGUUAGGGACAGAGUUAGGUUUCACAGAUUUGUAAACGGCGCUUGUUCUUGCAGAGAUUUUUGGUAAAUAUUAUUCCAUUGACAAUAUAUUGCAAAGACCCUACUUCUGGAA
This is a messenger RNA of Solanum lycopersicum (tomato), 1879 nucleotides long. RefSeq names its product putative pentatricopeptide repeat-containing protein At5g40405. NCBI's taxonomy places the organism in Eukaryota, Viridiplantae, Streptophyta, Magnoliopsida, Solanales, Solanaceae. Gene Ontology annotation, molecular function: zinc ion binding; protein binding. The record is from RefSeq and is a predicted model, not a curated record.